Messenger RNA from Papilio machaon (common yellow swallowtail), 927 nucleotides. Its product is annotated as CRAL-TRIO domain-containing protein C3H8.02. Bases 194 to 868 code for a protein of 224 amino acids. The record is from RefSeq and is a predicted model, not a curated record. NCBI's taxonomy places the organism in Eukaryota, Metazoa, Arthropoda, Insecta, Lepidoptera, Papilionidae. The transcript is spliced from 4 exons.
GCAACGUUGACAUGUGAUGUGCGGUUUAUCAGUGCUUAUCUAUAUUCGAUUUCCCCAAUUCUUAUAGCAAUUUACCAGUGCUAGUACUUAUUUCUUCAAAUAUUUUUCCUAUUUUUGUAUACAAAAUCCUAAAAUUACAGAUAUAUUAAUUAUUGUAAGUGUAGGUAUACUGAGUGAUAUUUUAUAAUUUACAAUGGCUGAAGAACUCAAACCAGUGAAUGAAGAAGAUUUUAAACUACUAAAGGAGAGAAUGAAUUUAAUUGCUAGUGCAGAUCCCGCACAGUAUCAUAAUGAUUAUUCUUUACGUAGAUAUUUGAGAGCUUUUAAAAGCGUUGACAGUGCAUUUCAGGCUAUUUUAAAGACAAACAAAUGGAGAACUGAAUAUGGAGUACCAGAGCUUCACGAAAAUAAAGAAUUAAUCGAAAAAUAUAAUGAUAAAGCAAGAGUACUAAGACAUAGAGAUAUUAUUGGUAGACCAAUUAUCUACAUUCCAGCCAAAAAUCAUAGUUCAAGUGACAGGAACAUUGAUGAUCUUACUAAGUUUAUUGUAUAUUGUUUGGAAGAUGCAAGCAAAAAAUGUUUUGAAGAAGUAGUAGACAAUUUAUGCAUUGUUUUUGAUUUAAACAACUUCACAUUGUCAUGCAUGGACUAUCAGGUACUCAAGAACCUAAUUUGGCUACUCAGUCGACACUAUCCGGAGAGGCUUGGUGUUUGUUUAAUAAUAAAUUCACCAGCAUUUUUUGCUGGCUGCUGGGCUGUGAUCAAAGGAUGGUUAGAUGAAAAUACAGCUGGAAAGGUGACAUUUGUGAAUUCAGAAAUGGAUCUCUGCCAAUAUCUUAUUCCUGACAUUUUACCAACUGAUAUGUAAUUUAUACAAGUUUUGAUGAUAAAAAUAUGACUUUUUGAAGCAAUGCUUCUAAAAUAACU